Coffea eugenioides is the source of this 1206-nucleotide messenger RNA. RefSeq names its product cytochrome P450 87A3-like. Lineage: Eukaryota; Viridiplantae; Streptophyta; Magnoliopsida; Gentianales; Rubiaceae. The transcript is spliced from 8 exons. Gene Ontology annotation, biological process: sterol metabolic process. The record is from RefSeq and is a predicted model, not a curated record. Gene Ontology annotation, molecular function: oxidoreductase activity, acting on paired donors, with incorporation or reduction of molecular oxygen; iron ion binding; heme binding. Bases 1 to 1206 code for a protein of 401 amino acids.
AUGACUCAUCGCACUAAAGACAAAUUCGACUCUAAAUGGGAUGGACUAUACGUUGUUCGAGAAGUCUACACGAAUGACGCGUACAAACUGGUGGAUAAAGAUGGCAUAAAAGUUGGUCCUAUAAAUGGAAAAUUCAUGAACCACUGGGUAUAUAGGUGGAGAAACCCCAAGUGUAACGGGGCAUUACCACCAGGUUCGAUGGGACUACCAAUUAUAGGAGAAACAAUUCAGUACUUCACCCCUUCUGCAAAAGAUGAUGUUCCACAAUUCUUGCAAAAAAGAGUGUCUAGGUACGGGCCAAUUUUUCGCACGAGUUUAGUUGGGCAGCCAGUCAUUGUAUCAACUGAUCCUGAAGUCAACUACCGUGUCUUCCAGCAAGAAGGUAAUGCUUUCCAGUGCUCGUAUACUGAGAGUGUCUUCCGGAUAAUUGGGAAACAAAGUUUAGUUGUCCAUCAUGGAGAGUUCCACAAGUACCUCAAGAACUUAAUCUUGAAGCUUGUUAGCCCCGAAGCCUUAAGAGAGAAGCUAAUAUAUGAAAUGGAUGGCAACACUCAAAAAUGUCUAAGUUCUUGGAGUAAACUUGGAAAAAUAGAUGCUAAAGAUGGAACUGCGGAGUUGGUAUUUAAGCUUGCUGCCAAGAAGAUACUUGACUAUGAAGAAAGCAAGGCUCAGAAAAAAUUGCGAGACAGUUAUAAGGCAUUCAUGGAUGGCUUUAUCUCAUUUCCUCUCAACAUCCCUGGAACAGCAUUCCAUGCUUGCUUACAAGGACGUAAGAAAGCAAUGAAGGUCAUCAAGAACACCUUUGAGAUGAGGCGCUCAUGCAAUGACGCUACGAAAGUCUUUGUGGACCAUUUACUUAAGGAAGUAGAGAAAGAAGACACUUUUUUGAAUGAAGAAAUUGCGAUGGACUUGGUAUUUUUGCUUCUAUUUGCUUCCCAUGAGACAACUUCAACUGCAAUGACUUUGGCCAUGAGGUUUCUAAAUGACCAUCCAGCAGUUUUAGCUGAACUAAAGAGAGAGCAUGAAAAUAUUCUUAAAAUGCGAGAAACUGAAGAUUCUGGUGUUUCAUGGAAAGAGUACAAGUCCAUGAUUUUCACGCACAUGGUUAUAAAUGAAACAGUUAGGCUUGCAAAUAUUGCCCCUGGGAUUUUUCGCAAAGUGGUCAAGGAAGUUGAAAUAAAAGUUCUGACUAAUAAGUACGAAUGA